Messenger RNA from Aspergillus pseudoviridinutans, 1332 nucleotides. RefSeq names its product fungal specific transcription factor domain-containing protein. NCBI's taxonomy places the organism in Eukaryota, Fungi, Ascomycota, Eurotiomycetes, Eurotiales, Aspergillaceae. The coding region runs from base 1 to 1332 and encodes 443 amino acids. Gene Ontology annotation, molecular function: DNA binding; zinc ion binding. Gene Ontology annotation, biological process: DNA-templated transcription. The record is from RefSeq and is a predicted model, not a curated record. The transcript is spliced from 3 exons.
AUGAGGCCCAUCACCUGGCCACGGUUAGCCAGGAAACGUGACGGCGAGGUCGACCGACGAUUAUCGCUGCCGGAUAAAUCGCUUCUUCUCGAACAGAUGGAGGCUUUUCAAAAGUCGAUUUGCGCCCAGAUAUUGCCUAUGGUUAACCAAGCAUGUUUUGAGUACACUAUCCGAGCGGCCUACGAAAAAGAGUUGUCAGCCAUCUCGCCCGGGCUUUCCAGCGCCAGGGUAUGUAUAUUUGCCUUUAUGGCCCUGAGUUCAUUCUUCGCUGGUCAACCGCAUUUUGACAAUAUCGUGACUGCCGAUGAAUAUGCCCGCGAGGCCCAAGACCUAUUACCAGACAUGCUCAACGAGUCAGUAACAUUGGACGGGUUGCAGGCACUGACCAUGCUGGCCACAUCUGGAGAUAUGCUCAGUAUAGAGCUUAUGUUGUCCACGGCCACACGCUUCGUCUUUCACCUCCAAGGCAACGUCUACCCCGAGGAUAUAGAGAGUGAUCCUCUGCGUGCAAAAAUGCACGUUAGGAAUCUUUUCUGGAUUUGUUUCAUCCUCGACAAGAUCUUCAGCUUGCGCACAGGCCUUCAACCCUUUGUUGACGUUAUGAAUUGCGAUCUAACGCUUCCUCGAAUGCUGUCGGUGAAUGGCCAGCUGGAAAGCUUGCAGCCUUUCUACCCUCAACACAACCACACUAUGUUUCUCACCCUUAUUCGCCUGGGACUCGUUCAGUCGAAGAUCUAUCAUGGCCUAUACUCUUUCUCCGCCCAACGCCAAGGCGAUGCGGAUCUGCUAGCUACGAUCCGCAGCCUGGACAUCGCGCUGGACGAAUGGCGAUCUUCGGUGCCUACAUUCUCGGACCUAUCUAUACACAACAACAAUCGCAUGGCCGACUUCCUUUUUGAAAUGCAGUAUCACUACUGCAUGGCUGCCAUCCAUCAGACAAGCAGCCGGUGUACUGCCUGGGUUCGGAACCAGGAUACCCGCGCGGCGGGCUCGAGUCUUGCCCUCAGCGUAGCAGCCAGUCGGUCUGUGUUACGAAAGUUCCUGGAAACGGACCCACAGCGCGAGGGGCAGUUUCUCUUGUUUUGCUUACCAGAGCUCUCCACAUCUGCCAUCCACCUUUUCUCGAAUAUCCUGAUGAGUCCUCUGGAGGAUCGAAGUGAUACUGACUUAUCGUUGAUGAGAGUAGUCCUUGAACAUUUUAGGAAGCACAUAUGGAGGCAGACCCCAACCACAUUUAUCGCCCAGGUCAGUCUUGUGGAAGAGUUUAUGGGCGACCUACAUCAUCUGGCUGAAAUGGCAAUCCUCAAGGCCCGACGGGAAAGUGAACAUUAA